This is a messenger RNA of Mastomys coucha (southern multimammate mouse), 1393 nucleotides long. It is a transcript of the gene Ptbp1, whose product is annotated as polypyrimidine tract binding protein 1. Bases 134 to 1393 code for a protein of 419 amino acids. Gene Ontology annotation, biological process: regulation of cell differentiation; mRNA processing; regulation of RNA splicing. Lineage: Eukaryota; Metazoa; Chordata; Mammalia; Rodentia; Muridae. The transcript is spliced from 12 exons. Gene Ontology annotation, molecular function: mRNA binding. Gene Ontology annotation, cellular component: nucleus. The record is from RefSeq and is a predicted model, not a curated record.
CAAUGAGUAUCGCGCGCGGGGGACGUGUGCGGGCGUCUCCGCCAUCUUGUGAGUCUAUAACUCGGAGCCGUUGAGUCGGUUUCUGCUAUUCCUGCGCCUCCGCUCCGUUCCCCGCGGGUGUCCUCUGUGUGCCAUGGACGGCAUCGUCCCAGACAUAGCAGUCGGUACAAAGCGGGGAUCCGACGAGCUCUUUUCCACGUGUGUCAGCAACGGCCCCUUCAUCAUGAGCAGCUCAACCUCAGCAGCCAAUGGAAACGAUAGCAAGAAGUUCAAAGGUGACAACAGGAGUACAGGAGUUCCUUCCAAAGUCAUCCAUGUCCGAAAACUACCCAGUGAUGUCACUGAGGGCGAGGUCAUCUCCCUGGGGCUGCCCUUUGGGAAGGUUACCAACCUCCUUAUGCUGAAGGGGAAGAACCAGGCCUUCAUUGAAAUGAACACAGAGGAGGCUGCCAAUACUAUGGUUAACUAUUACACGUCAGUGGCGCCAGUGCUUCGUGGGCAGCCCAUCUACAUCCAGUUCUCCAACCACAAAGAGCUCAAAACCGACAGCUCGCCCAACCAGGCACGUGCCCAGGCAGCCUUGCAGGCUGUGAAUUCCGUCCAGUCUGGAAACCUGGCCUUGGCAGCCUCCGCUGCUGCUAUGGAUGCAGGAAUGGCAAUGGCAGGCCAGAGCCCAGUGCUCAGGAUCAUUGUGGAAAAUCUUUUCUACCCAGUGACCCUGGAUGUGUUGCACCAGAUCUUCUCUAAGUUUGGCACAGUCCUGAAGAUUAUCACAUUUACCAAGAACAACCAGUUCCAGGCGCUGCUGCAGUACGCUGACCCUGUGAGCGCCCAGCAUGCCAAGCUGUCCCUAGAUGGCCAGAACAUCUACAAUGCCUGCUGCACGCUGCGCAUCGACUUCUCCAAGCUCACCAGUCUCAAUGUCAAGUACAACAAUGAUAAGAGCAGAGAUUACACUCGACCUGACCUGCCCUCGGGAGACAGCCAGCCUUCAUUGGACCAGACCAUGGCAGCUGCCUUCGGUGCGCCCGGCAUAAUGUCAGCCUCUCCGUAUGCAGGAGCCGGGUUCCCUCCCACCUUUGCCAUCCCUCAGGCCGCAGGCCUUUCUGUCCCUAAUGUCCAUGGAGCCCUGGCCCCCCUGGCCAUUCCAUCUGCUGCUGCUGCUGCUGCGGCUGGCCGCAUUGCCAUCCCAGGGCUGGCAGGUGCUGGGAACUCCGUCCUUUUGGUCAGCAACCUGAACCCUGAGAGAGUCACACCCCAAAGCCUCUUUAUUCUCUUCGGCGUCUACGGUGAUGUGCAACGGGUGAAGAUCCUGUUCAAUAAGAAGGAGAAUGCGCUUGUGCAGAUGGCAGAUGAUGGUGUACUGGGGGAGGGAGACAGACCUUUCCAUUAA